AUGGGGACCAUCAGCUUCGAUAUCAACGAUGCGCUGAAGCGCUACAUGUCCGAUCCGGCCACGAUUCCCACGCCUGAAGCAGAUGCCGCGCUGUUCGACUGCGAGAAUGACCCCGAGGCGCUCACCAACCAGGUGAUCAACCCGGUGUUGAAUCCCAUCAUCGACGCGGUUGCGGACAACCCCGAUGCCAUCUUGCGAGCUGUCAACAUGGACUCAUUGCAGUUCUUACUCAAUGCCGAGACAGACGCAGUGCAUAACGACAUCGAGUCGCCCGACGAGCAAGAAUCAGUAGAACAUCACAAGCAACUAUUAGAGAUUUACGGAUUCCUUAUCCAGUGGACUAUUGCAGCGGUCGAAACCAAGGCAGCGGAAAGGUCGUCUGCGGCGCCAGUCGCAAGAGGCCGAGGGAAGCCAAAGAAGGCUUCACAAAGGGACGAUGCGUGGGAUUCAGCCGCACAGCUUCAGGGCGCGCUGGAAGUCAUGUGCAAAACUCUAAAGCUGAAACUGUCCAGAAUCUUUCUGACGACGAGUGAGAGAGAUACAUUUAUUGGGCUGCUGACCAGGCCGGUCUACAUGAUCCUGGAAAAUGAACAACGGGUCAAGACCACGACUAUCCGGAUGCACUGCUUCAAAGUGCUGUGUAUCGCGGUCAAGCAUCACGGCCAUGGCUACGCCGCUCAAAUCAACAUUAUUCAGAACCUGACAUACUUUGAGCAUCUAUCCGAACCAAUGGCGGAAUUUCUUCAUAUCCUGGCCGAGACCUACGACUAUCCUCAACUUACCGACGAAGUUUUGCGUGAAAUUAGUAAUAAAGAGUUCAACUCCAACGAUAACCGAGGACCAAAGUCGGUGUCUGCAUUCAUCACUAAAUUAUCGGAACUUGCGCCAAGAUUGGUAAUUAAACAAAUGACAAUGCUAGCCAAACAGCUGGAUAGUGAGUCAUACACUCUUCGAUGCGCUUUGAUAGAAGUGUGCGGCAACAUGAUUGCCUAUCUGAGCCGACAAGACGAGCGAAGCGAGAACCACAAGUCACAGCUGAAUGCCUUCUUUGAUGUCCUCGAGGAGCGAUUUCUCGAUAUUAACCCAUACUCACGAUGCCGUACAUUGCAAGUGUACAUGAGGCUUUGCGAACUGGAGCAAAAAUUUCCCAAGCGACGCCAAAAGGCCGCCGAACUAGCCUGCAGGAGCCUCGAAGACAGGAGCAGCAACGUGAGACGCAACGCCAUUAAGCUAUUGGGAACUCUUAUCAAGACUCACCCGUUUACCGUCAUGCACGGCGCUCAACUAUCGCGGAAAGAAUGGCAGGCCCGCUACGACAAGGUUGAAGAAGAGUUGAAUGCUCUAAAGCCUCCUCCCGGUAUGCCUGGUUUCGGAAACGCAGCAGAUACGACGGUGGAUAACAGCCUCCUCGAUGAAGCUACCCAGCUGGGCUCUCCAGAGAAGCCUCAACAAAUGACUGAUCAAGAGAGGUUUGAGGCGGUCCAGAAGGCGCGAGAAGAAGCAGCUACAAGCGAAGCGAUUGAGAAACUCACCCUGACUCGGCGAUAUUACAAUGAAGCUCUCAAGUUCAUCGACGUGUUACACGACGCCACUGGACUCGUCUGCCAGCUUCUUGGAGCCCGGAACAAGAGCGAGGUCAUUGAAGCAAUUGACUAUUUCGAGGUUGGCGAUGCCUACAAUAUUGAGCAGAACAAGGUUGGCAUCCGCCGUAUGCUGCGCCUGAUUUGGACCAAGGGCAAUAGCGACGAGGGUAAAGGCGUGCAAACCCACCUCAUUGAGUGUUACAGGAGAUUGUUCUUCGAAGCCCCGGAUUCAUUCAGCCCAAAUGAUGCCGCCAACUACAUUGCACGUAAUAUGAUCAGCUUAACGUUUGGAGCCACGCCUGCUGAAUUGACUUCAUUGGAGCAGUUGCUUGCCACAAUGAUGAAGGGCGGCGCGGUUCCUGAGAUUGUAGUCACCAAGCUGUGGCAGGUAUACGGUGUCCAGAAGCGAGAAAUUUCCAAGACUCAGAGGCGAGGCGCCAUCAUCGUGCUUGGAAUGCUUGCCACGGCCAACCCUGAGAUUGCGGUCGGUGAAAUCGAGACGAUGCUCCGAACAGGCCUAGGAUCGCUUGGACGCAAUGACUUGCAACUAGCCAAGUAUACUUGCAUUGCUCUAAGGCGGAUCAACCCCACAGGAAGGCAGGCCAAGGAGUCGAGUGCCAAGUUUUCACGGCUUCCAAACGAUCAUGCCGUCUGCUCACGGCUAGCAGCCAUAACCGAAGUGCCCUCGAACAGUAACGAAUGGUACGGGGUCGCAGAACAGGCAAUCAACGCCGUCUACGCUCUGUCUAAGCAUCCCGAUAUUCUCUGCUCAGCCAUAAUCCGGCGGAAAGCCAAACAUGUGUUUGGUGGCGUCGGCUCACGGCCGACUUCGCGAGAUGAGGAUAAGAUGGAUGAAUUCGCCGACCCUGUCUGGCCAGGCGCUACUCAAGCAUCACCGAAAAAGUCCAACAGGCGUGAUAAUGCCAUGUCUCUGCCCCAGCUCCUUUUCAUCGUCGGCCAUGUCGCCAUUAAGCAAAUUGUACACCUCGAACUUUGCGAAUUAGAUUUUAAGCGAAGAAAGCAGGAGAAGGAGAAGCAGGCGCCGGCAAAGACUGACAAGGACAAGGAGGAUGCAAACGAGUUGGAUCUCAUUGGUGGCACUACAGAGGAUGACUUUACAGAGGCAAUGGCACACAUCCGAGAGCGAGAGCUUCUCUUUGGACCGACGUCGCUCCUGGCAAUGUUUGGGCCUCUUGUAUCUGAGAUUUGCGCAAACAACACAACUUACGCAGACAAGGAUCUCCAGGCUGCGGCUACGCUGUGUCUUGCAAAGCUCAUGUGCGUUUCUUCCGAAUACUGCGAGGCCAAUCUUCCCCUUCUCAUCACAAUUAUGGAACGAUCUCCCGACCCUACUGUUCGAUCGAAUGCCGUCAUUGCGCUGGGUGACAUGGCAGUUUGCUUCAACCAUCUGAUUGAUGAGAAUACGGAUUUCUUGUAUCGCCGCCUGGCAGAUACAGACGUAUCCGUAAAGCGGACCUGCUUGAUGACGUUGACGUUUUUGAUUCUGGCUGGUCAGGUCAAGGUCAAGGGUCAACUCGGCGAAAUGGCCAAGUGUAUGGAGGACGAAGAUAGACGGAUUGCCGAUCUCGCAAAGAUGUUCUUUACGGAGCUCAGCACCAAGGACAAUGCGGUAUACAACCAUUUUGUGGACAUGUUUAGCUUGCUGAGUGCUGGCAAUAUGGAGGAAGAGAGCUUCAAGCGCAUCAUUAGAUUCCUGCUCGGAUUUGUUGAAAAGGACAAACACGCCAAACAGCUGGCUGAAAAGCUGGCGGCAAGACUGAAUCGCUGCGAGACGGAGCGGCAGUGGAACGACGUUGCGUUUGCUUUGGGUUUGCUGCAGCAUAAGAACGAGGAGAUUACGAAACUAGUGUCUGAGGGUUUCAAGGUCGUGCAGGCCGCCGCUUGA
This is a messenger RNA of Trichoderma atroviride IMI 206040, 3489 nucleotides long. The record is from RefSeq and is a predicted model, not a curated record. Lineage: Eukaryota; Fungi; Ascomycota; Sordariomycetes; Hypocreales; Hypocreaceae.